CUGCAUGAUGUCUCUUAGCACUCCAGCUAAAGACAGUGCUCUACUCUUUUAGCCACAGCUACUUCUAACUUCAUGCUGAUUAACUGAAGAUAAACAUCUCAUGGACUCUUCUGCCUGGGCUGGCUCCAAACCAUGAUCCUCAGAUCUCAGCCUCCAAAAGGAGCAAGGAUUUUGUAAGCCACCGAAGCCUGGCCAUUUAUACACAGAGAUUUUAGGAAAUGUGAAGCAGAACUGUUGGCCAGGCACAUUUCAUCUAGGAAGUGAAAGAAGAAAGUCACUUCCUCUCUUAUUAGCUUGUGAGAAUCGUCUCAUGAAACCACAGUGCUGCCACAAAGCCUGGGACAGAAGAUUCUAGAGACUCCACAGAGAUACAGCACAACAUUAAACCAUGCCAAACUACAAACUGAUUUAUUUCAAUAUGAGGGGGAGAGCAGAAAUUAUUCGUUACAUAUUUGCUUAUUUGGACAUAAAAUAUGAAGAUCACAGGAUAGAGCUAGCUGACUGGCCUAAAGUCAAAUCAACUCUUCCAUUUGGCAAGAUCCCUGUUUUGGAAGUCAACGGACAUACUCUUCACCAGAGCCUCGCAAUAGCAAGAUUCUUGGUAAAAAACAAAGAUCUGGCUGGGAAAACAGACAUGGAGCAGUGUCGAGUGGAUGCUAUUGUGGACACCUUGGAUGAUUUCAUGUCUCGUUUUCCUUGGGCAGAGAAGCAGCAAGAUGUAAAAGAUCAGAUUUUCCAGGACCUGCUGACUCAUGAUGCACCUUGCCUUCUUCAGGAUUUGCAUGCAUAUUUAGGGGACAAAGAGUGGCUUAUUGAUAACUCUGUAACUUGGGCAGAUUUCUAUUGGGAGAUUUGCAGUACCACACUUCUGGCCCUGAAGCCUGACUUGCUAGACAUGUACCCCAGGCUGGGGGCAUUACGGAAGAAAGUCCAGGCCAUUCCUGCCAUCUCUGACUGGAUACAGAGAAGACCCCAAACCAGACUGUAGCUCUGCCAUGCCUCGUGCAGGCUCCACCGUUGGCAGACAUGGGUCCCCCACCAAAUGAGACAGCCCCACCUGCCUGACGCCCACAUCUACCCACGCACCCACACCGCCUGGCUGACUGAUGCCUGUUCCUCUCCCCACCUCCACCUCAGUUUUUGCCACAUUUUGCUUUAAUAAAGAAGUAUUUUGUUUCCA
Messenger RNA from Dipodomys spectabilis (banner-tailed kangaroo rat), 1180 nucleotides. It is a transcript of the gene Hpgds, whose product is annotated as hematopoietic prostaglandin D synthase. Bases 389 to 988 code for a protein of 199 amino acids. Gene Ontology annotation, molecular function: glutathione transferase activity. Gene Ontology annotation, biological process: glutathione metabolic process. NCBI's taxonomy places the organism in Eukaryota, Metazoa, Chordata, Mammalia, Rodentia, Heteromyidae. The record is from RefSeq and is a predicted model, not a curated record. The transcript is spliced from 6 exons.